This is a messenger RNA of Aspergillus sclerotioniger CBS 115572, 2517 nucleotides long. RefSeq names its product DUF803 domain membrane protein. The transcript has 2 exons. Gene Ontology annotation, cellular component: membrane. Lineage: Eukaryota; Fungi; Ascomycota; Eurotiomycetes; Eurotiales; Aspergillaceae. Gene Ontology annotation, molecular function: magnesium ion transmembrane transporter activity. Gene Ontology annotation, biological process: magnesium ion transport. The coding region runs from base 1 to 2517 and encodes 838 amino acids. The record is from RefSeq and is a predicted model, not a curated record.
AUGGCUUACUUGCAAGAGGUGCCCCUGGCAGCAGUUCUGCUCACCGCGCUCGCCUCUUCCGCUAUUCCCUCGCCUCCGCCCACGCCGUAUCACUUCCCUUCCUCGUCCCAACCUUCACCUACGUUCACACCAAGCCCCGGAUCGGAUGAUGGCGGAGGCGGAAGCGGCGGAGGAAUGCACGAAUGGUCGUCCCUGAUCGGGAUCGUGACCGCGCUGGCAGGCAAUGUGUUGAUCUCCUUGGCUCUCAACAUCCAGCGUUAUGCUCACAUCCGCAUCGAUAAGGAGUGGGAGCAGGACAAGUUAAAGCAGGAGCUAGAUUGGAAACGCACAAACCAUGGCCAUAACAGCACAGGCGCAUAUGGGACUGUCGAUGACAGCGACUUUGACGGAGAAGUAAGACAAGGAAGGAAUUAUGUGUCUCUACAGGGUCGUUAUCGCGACGAAUCUCCAAGUUCCGAGCCAGAGCAUUAUGAGGAACCCCGCGGCCACUCCGGACGGAAUGGCCGUUAUCGGGACGACGACACGGAUUCACAGGAUCAUAUGCAAGAUUCCAUGAUAUCUGACCGGACUGCAAGACCAGGCAGUGAUCGAUUGCGCCGAAAAUCGUACCUUCGUUCUCCAUACUGGUGGGCAGGAAUUGUGCUCAUGUCUCUUGGCGAGGUCGGAAAUUUUAUGGCCUAUGGAUUUGCUCCGGCAUCUAUCGUGUCACCAUUAGGCGUUGUCGCUCUCAUCUCGAACUGCGUAAUUGCGCCUAUCAUGCUCAAGGAGAAAUUCAGGCAGCGCGACUUGUGGGGAGUUCUUAUCGCCAUCGCGGGGGCGGCAGUGGUUGUUCUGAGCGCUAACUCCUCGGAAGAGAAGAUCGGUCCCCAUGACAUCUGGGAGAUGAUCACGCGCUGGGAAUUCGAGCUGUACAUGGGCGUCUCUGCUGGAUUGAUUGUCGGGCUGAUGUACAUAAGCGGCAAGUAUGGGUCGCGAUCAAUCCUGAUCGACGUUGGAUUGGUGGCACUAUUCGGUGGGUAUACUGCGUUGUCGACAAAGGGUGUCUCGUCACUACUGUCCUUCACGCUGUGGCAUGUUAUCACGUUCCCGGUGACCUACCUACUGGUCUUUGUCCUUGUGUUUAGCGCCCUUAUGCAGAUUCGGUACAUUAAUCGAGCUCUGCAACGAUUCGAUUCCACCCAAGUUAUCCCAACUCAGUUUGUGCUUUUCACGCUCUCCGUGAUCAUCGGAAGUGCCGUGCUGUAUCGGGACUUCGAGUCGUUUACCGCCGAGCGUGGAAGCAAGUUUGUGGGUGGUUGUCUUCUAACAUUCCUGGGGGUUUACUUUAUCACCAGUGGUCGGGUUCGUGCAGACAAUGAGUCUUCCUUCUCUGUUGAUGACGAAGAAGAGGCUAUUGGUCUGCUGGCAGGAGAACGCUAUCGUGAUAGCGUGGAUAUGCCGCCUCCUGGUCCGCAAGGAAAAGUCCAUAAGACCGGGCGGAGGCUUCAUACCGCCUCUGAUGAUCUCCUACAGUCUCCUUCAGGGUCGCUCCUUAGUCACGGCAUUGAAGAUGUAGACGAUAACCAGCGGACUCCCAGGGGAAUCUUGUCAGUUGCACCAUCUUCCCCAGGCGGGUCGUUGACCGCCGAUUCUCUCGAACAACCGUCUUCUGAGCCUUCGUCGCCCUUGCAUGCUCGCUCGCUUUUGACGAAUCCAUGGGCAGACACUUUAGAAUCGGCCAUUCAGACGCCGAAUACCGAGCCUGCAAUUAUCCACCGUCCUGCCACACCCCCAACACAAUCGACACAUGCCGCGCAUGAGUCGCCAUUUCUUCUCCGCUUUCCUCCUGCCCCUGGCGCCGAGGAUGGUGAUCUGGAAGGUCCAACCCCCGGACAUGGACGGACGGCAUCAAAUAUCCGAAGAGCCGUCGUGCCGCAGACUCCACCAGCCCGGCAUUUACGCAAUUCCAUAUCAAAGUUCUCUCCUGGGCCCCUUCUUCCGACGAUAUCGGCUGGAUUCAGUGCGGUGGUGGCUGAAACGCUUCGCCGCGGCGAGAUUAGCCCUAGCAAAGGACGGAGACUGCAACACCGGAUGGGCCGGAGAAAACAGCUGAGUACGACUGUUUUGGAAGGAUUCCCUCGCCAUAGGGGCCGGGACGCGAGAGAGCCGGAAUACGAUUCGGAUGGGAAUGGUGAAGAUGGUCAUGACCUUCGAUUCCCCGUACCUAGCGGUCGACUUCGAUCUUCUGGCGACCUUGCCACCGCUCCAUUGAGUACCGGGAACUUGACUCCUGGGGUUAAUUCCGAAGACGGACCUAGCAUUCCGCGCGCAAAUGAUGCCACCUCACUCUCGCGGCUUCGGAGUCUAAGUGACUCGUGGAGCGGAGGUCUAGCCUGGCUCGGUGGCGUUCUCCACAAGCCUGGUGCGAAUAGAGGGUCGGGGAAUACGACGAGCAUCCGAGAGAAUGAACAUGAACAUAGCAUGGACACUCAGGGUAACCAAGAAGGGCAGGUUACCGACGCAGAUACGCGGGCGUAG